GUUGACAUCAGUCCGGGAGAGCUCAAUCAGCCCAUUGAAGUUCCUCAGGGUUUGUCGGAUUUUAAGGACGACGACUCUGAUCACUUAUCCCUAAAGUGGUAUGGAGCUAUGGACAUUGCUUGAUGCGAAUAUGCUCACGUGUGGGCUAAAGAACCCUUUGUUUAGAGGAAAUCUAAUCAACCGCUUUUAAUCACUUGUAUAAGUUCCGGGACUUCUAAAAAGAUUGUUGUAGUAUUUUAUCAAGAUCUGGGCGUUAUAUAGCAGUCCCUAGGUGUUCCCUUCACCCUUCUUGCACAGUUAUUAGGGGAACAUGGAUGCAAGCAUGCACGUUAAAUGUUCGCAAGUGCAAUGAAUGUGGGCAGCCUUUACCUGAGAGCUUUGAGCCUCCUGCUGUUGAACCUUGGUCAACUGGGAUAUUUGGUUGUGCUGAAGAUACAGAAAGCUGCUGGACAGGACUUUUUUGUCCAUGUGUUCUGUUUGGGCGCAAUUAUGAAACCUUAAGAGAUGACUAUGCUUCUGCAACCACUCCAUGUGUUCUUCAUGCAAUCUUCAUUGAGGGUGGCCUCGCAGUUGCUGCAACAACAGCAGCAUUGCAUGGGAUUAUUGACCCGAGGACAUCAUUCCUCAUCUGUGAGGGAUUGUUGUUCAGUUGGUGGAUGUGUGGUAUAUACACCGGCAUUGUUCGACAAAUGUUACAGAAGAAAUACCAUCUCAAGAACUCACCUUGUGACCCAUGUUUGGUGCACUGCUGCAUGCAUUGGUGUGCUUUAUGCCAAGAACACAGGGAGAUGAAGGGACGACUAUCUGAUAACUUUGUGAUGCCAAUGACCCUUGUGAACGCCCCACCUGUUCAACAGAUGAACUCUGACCAAGAUUCAACAUCUGCUGCUGCUGCUGCUGCUGCAACAUCAUCAUCCUCUGCGAAUGGCCAUGACCAUCAUACCAACUUAGAGAUGCAAGCCCUAUGAUACCACCAUUCAACCUACAUUAAUAUCAAGUUGCUUCUACACACAUGACAUAAUUGGAUUGGUUGUUUAUGUUCUUAUGAUUGUUGUUUGAUAGGAGGGAACUUAAACUUCAUUUGCCGUCUUAGCAGCAGCAUCUUCAACUUUUGGUUAAUGAUUGUCACUAGAAGAGUUAAUGGAACCAUUUCUGCUUCAUAGCCUUGGGAUGAAUCAUAUUGAUCGAGGCCAUGGGUAAAUCUGUGUUUUAUGGGUUGCGAAAUGAGAGCAUCCACAGAUGGAGCUUUUUGG
Messenger RNA from Cynara cardunculus var. scolymus (artichoke), 1253 nucleotides. RefSeq names its product cell number regulator 6-like. The record is from RefSeq and is a predicted model, not a curated record. Lineage: Eukaryota; Viridiplantae; Streptophyta; Magnoliopsida; Asterales; Asteraceae. The transcript is spliced from 6 exons. The coding region runs from base 315 to 968 and encodes 217 amino acids.